UGGGCACUUGAUAUUGUCGUUUGCGGUCGUCGUGAGGGGUUUAUUUCAUCUGAUCGGUUUGUCGAGCUUCUAACGGAACAAAUAUGUUCAUUUCGCGGUCGCCUUGGUACCAUAUUCGGCUACGACUGGAUAAAUCCGCCAUUAUUAUACACAAAGAUGAGGGAGGGGAGGAAGGGAAACAGCAGGUGUGAUGACGCCACGGUAGAUCCGCCAGAAGGGCCCAUCUUUUGUGGACUAGAAAUGUGUCAGAAGUUGUGA
Molecule: messenger RNA, 258 nt
Organism: Protopolystoma xenopodis
Lineage: Eukaryota; Metazoa; Platyhelminthes; Monogenea; Polystomatidea; Polystomatidae
Source: the annotation of a GenBank genome assembly